Anas platyrhynchos (mallard) is the source of this 4136-nucleotide messenger RNA. RefSeq names its product PHD finger protein 19 (gene PHF19). Gene Ontology annotation, biological process: negative regulation of gene expression, epigenetic. Gene Ontology annotation, molecular function: chromatin binding; DNA binding. The record is from RefSeq and is a predicted model, not a curated record. Gene Ontology annotation, cellular component: nucleus. NCBI's taxonomy places the organism in Eukaryota, Metazoa, Chordata, Aves, Anseriformes, Anatidae.
CCUUUGAAUGAGCCAAUGGCGGCUCCUCGCCGCCGCCCGCCGCUCCCCGCCGCCGCCCGGCAGGCUCUGCUGAUGGAGAACAGCAAGCUCAACCCCAUCAUCCGCGAUGUCUACGCGGCCGCUGGCCGUGUCCAGCAAGCGCCGGCCGCCACCGCCGCGCGGAGGGGGGGCAGCUGCAGGGAGCUCAUGGUCAAGCUGACGGAGGGGCAGUACGUGCUGUGCCGCUGGACCGAUGGGCUCUACUACCUCGGGAAGAUCAAAAGGGUGAGCGGCUCCAAGCAGAGCUGCCUCGUGACGUUUGAGGACAACUCCAAGUACUGGGUCCUCUGGAAGGACAUCCAGCAUGCCGGCGUCCCCGGGGAGGAGCCCAAGUGCAACGUCUGCCUGGGGAAGACAUCGGGGCCUAGGAACGAAAUCCUCAUCUGCGGGAAGUGCGGGCUGGGUUACCACCAGCAGUGCCACGUCCCGGUGGCGAGCGGCGGCGAGGGCCCACUGGGGACACCGUGGUUCUGUCGCCGCUGUAUAUUCGCCCUGGCCGUGCGGAAGGGGGGUGCCCUGAAGAAGGGAGCCAUCGCCAAGACGCUGCAAGCCGUUAAGAUGGUGCUGUCCUACAACCCCGACCUGCUGGAGUGGGACUCCCCGCACCGGACCAACCAGCAGCAGUGCUACUGCUACUGCGGGGGCCCCGGCGAGUGGUACCUGAAGAUGCUGCAGUGCUACCGCUGCCGGCAGUGGUUCCACGAAGCCUGCACCCAGUGCCUCAGUGACCCCAUGAUGUUCGGAGACCGGUUCUAUGUGUUUUUCUGCUCGGUGUGCAACCAGGGACCUGAAUACAUCAAGCGCCUGCCCUUGAGAUGGGUGGACGUCGUCCAUCUCGCCCUCUACAAUCUGGGUGUGCAGAGCAAGAAGAAGUACUUCGACUUCGAGGAGAUCCUGGCCUUCGUCAACCACCACUGGGACCCUCUGCAGCUUGGAAAGCUCACCGGCACCCCCGUGUCCGAGCGAGGCCCCCACCUGCUCAACGCCCUCAACAGCUACAAGAGCAGGUUUCUCUGCGGGAAAGAAAUCAAAAAGAAGAAAUGCAUCUUUCGCCUGCGAAUCCGCGUCCCGCCGAACCCCCCCAGCAAGGUGCUGCCAGAGAAAGCCCCGGGCACGAGCGAGAGCGGCUCCUGCGAGCUGAAGAAGAAAGGAAAGGGCAAAUACGUCCACAAAGAGAGCCUGCUGCCGCGGCAGCUCCAGCAGCAGAAGCGGCGAGCGGCGCGGCGGAAGCGGGCCAAGUUCCUGCUGGAGGACGCCAUCCCCAGCAGUGACUUCACCUCCGCCUGGAGCACGAACCAUCACCUGGCCAGCAUCUUCGACUUCACACUGGAUGAAAUUCAGAGCCUGAAGAGCGCCAGCUCGGGACAGACCUUCCUUUCGGAUGUGGACUCCACGGACGCCGCCAGCACCUCAGGCUCUGCCACCACCAGCCUCUCCUACGAGUCCAGCCGGAGGACAGUGGGCAGCCGCAAACGCAAGCUGGCCGUGCCGGCCUACGCCUCAGCGGGGGCGAAGCGUCGAGGCGGGGAAGCGGGCGGGCGCCCAGCCGGGGGCACCCCUGAAGGCAGCGAGGCGGCCUGCGGCCCCGAGCGGCCGGACGAUGGCAUCGACAGCCACACCUUCGAGAGCAUCAGCGAGGACGACUCCUCGCUCUCGCACCUCAAGUCGUCCAUCAGCAGCUACUUCGGGGCGGCGGGCCGGCUGGUCUGCGGGGAGAAGUACCAGGUGCUGGCGCGGCGGGUGACGCUGGAGGGCAAGGUCCAGUACCUGGUGGAAUGGGAAGGCACGACCCCCUACUGAGCCCCCCUGGCCCUGAUUCCUCUCCUGGAGCGAACGUUGGAGGUGUGGGGCAUGGUGAAACCCCUGGUGCACUGCAGAGGAGGCGGCACUGGCACCACCAUGGCCGGGGUGGGCUCAGAGCCCCCCGUGUUUGGGGUCCCGGCUGCCUGGAGCCAUGAGGGGUGCAGGCAGCGUCCAAACCUGCCCCCGUGCUGUGGGGUGAAACCUGCAGCCUUUUUAUUGUAUUUCAUUGACAAUUUUUACUUUAUUGGCCGUUUAUACGCGAAGAGAGACGCUUUCCUGCUUCAGCCUCUGGCCAAGCCAGAGGCACCGCUGCAGCGGCAGGGGAGCGGUGAGCGGCUCUGGUCUUUCCUGGCACAGGGGUGCUGCCCCGGGGCUGUCUGUCAUGCAGGCAGGCUUCUUGGGCCUCCCAGUGCAUCCCAGUGUUGCCACAUCCAUGCCUUAAACAGCAGCUUGGAGGGGGUCUGGGUGCCAAGCACCAGCCACCUCCACUGUCAUGCUGAGGAGCCCGACGGCCUGUCUCUGCGCCCCCGGGAAAUGGUGGGUGACUCUUGUGGCAGCUGUUGCUUGGGGUUUUCCUUCUCAUCGUGAAUCCAUUCGUUUGAGGAAUGCGGUUUGUUCUAAUUGAGGGGAAGGUGCCUUGUGUCUGCACAUGCAGAUGUGUGUGGCGGCCCUCAUCCUGCGGCUCGCACCCUGCCUGACAAUCACGUUUUGGAACUGAUCAGCCAAAACACACGCGCUUGCCUUAAACCACAGCAGGCACUGCCCGGACUGGAGCCCGAGGCCUUUAUUGCUGCAGGAAACCCUGUCCUGCAGGUGCCAAACCAGCAGCCAAACCAAAAAGGCAGAAGAGAAGAGGAGGGGAGGCAGCACCGGGGCACUCCCCCCACACGCUGUUACUGGUGUGGGGUCGGUUCUUGCAACGUGGGUCUCUACUGACAGAGAAUGAGCACCCCCUUCUUGUCUAAAGCAAUACUGUCAUAUUCAGGAGCAAACUGUUGUCUUUUUUUAAAAAAAUCUAAUAUCAGACAUACCUGUUAGAUUUUUUCUAAGAUAUUUUUAUGUGUAUUUAAUGUUGCUCUCCUCUCUCCCCCACCACCACUGUGUCUGCCCCACGGUGUGGGUGAGCCGUGUGGUCCUGCUCUGUCUGCACGCCCUGUCCUUGUAGCAUCAUUGUUUGUAUGUGUGCUUUUGUGAUCUGCCAGCCGGAGGAUGAAUCAAAAAGGUUGUUUUAUUGAAGAAGUGUUACUUAAACUGCUCGCCAUGUGGCCGGGUGGUGCACUGUAAAGAUGCAGAGUGAGGUGAGGCAUGGGGUGUGAGGUGUCCUGCUGCUUCACCUCCAGUAAAGGCAAAAAUCCACCGGUGUGACCAGCACUGGAGAGCAGGUGAUGUUUGCAAACCAGAGGCCAAAGCAUAGUCCUGGAAAAUGGAUGGCUGCUUCAGCUACUGCCACAGCAAGGUGGUGCGGGAGGCUGGUGGUUCGAUGGGGAGGUGCCCGCAGGGCUCAGGCCAGGCGUGAGCUGCUUCAGCAGCUGUGCUCUGAGCCUGAAUACUCAGCACAGCAAGUAAAAGCCUUUUAAUUCCCUUCUGAUGAGUUACCUGGCAUUCUGCUUGGUGGAGAAGCUGCUGGUGCAGCGUGUGGCUGGGACACGAGGCUCUGCCCAGCUCCAGCCACAGGACGGUUUGAGCCGAGCAGGGUCAGGUGAGCUUGGGGAGAGGCUGCUGGCACCAUCGAGGUCUGCAUUCCAGCUCUCUGGGCUGGGAUAUGCUUCUGGGGAGCCCCUCGUCUUGAGAGGCAUCACUGCUAAGCCCCCCAUGCCUGGCAGGGAUGGUGCAGCUCAGCCGGGUCCCUCCCCAUCCUGCCAGCGUUGGUUGCCAGAGGAGCACUUACAGUAUUUCCCUUUCACGAGUGCCUAUGAAGCCCUUAUUCUUGUCCGAAUUGCUGCCCUGGGGAGGGGCUGGGGGCUGCCAAGAGCCAUCCCAAGGCCAAGCAGGUUUAUUCCCAUGGGAUGUGCCAAGGGGACAUUGCACACAUGGGUGCACCCAUGCUGUAGUGGCCCCAGCUCAGCAGCUCCUCCUUUCCCUCUCCUCUCGCAGAGAACUGAAUGUGGAGCCUUUAAAAAUAUUUUUGUUCCAGAAUAUAUUUUGCAUUAGUUGUAAUAGAUAUUAUAAUGACUCUGUGCACCUUCUAAAGAUUUAUGAUUUCAGGUUGCUGCUUGUAAUAACCAACUCUUGUUAUAUCCAAGUUGUAAUUAAUAUGUCUGAUGUACAAUUAAAAAGUCUUUUUUUUAACAUCA